AUGGCAUCUUUGGAGACUUCAUCAAAAGCUUCGUCUAAAGCUUCUUAUAAAUCUCCGUCUAAAUCUCGUAUCAAAAUUUUUCCCAAAGAGUCUCACAAAAGGUCGCCGAGGUCAUCAGAAGGUCUACAAAUUGCAGAACCUGAGCCAUAUCCUGAAGCUGUCAAUCGAUACUCCCCGAAUCGGGAUACCAAACUGCCACAGCUACACGACCAGACAAGUCCUGAUGAAGCAUCAAUACGCACCCGGCCAUCUCAAGAGCGCGUAUCCUUCCGUCCCGGACCGUACAGUGAUCAAUCUGGAUAUGGACCUACUAUCGAAGUUCCGUCAGAUAUGAUGAAGAAGUUCUUUGCUCACCGCCGGCGCAAAUUCUGUUUCAUUGUCAUCUUCACACUGUUUAUAGUCGGCACGCUCAUUGGCUCCAGUAUAGGAGGUGCACUAUAUGUGCAAGACAAAGCCGAACAAUCCGCCUCUGAAAGCGAAGCUACCAAUAAUCCAGUAGAUGAAGAUUCAACAUCAAGCUCCACAUCCGCACCAGCGGAACCUUCCACUCAAACCCAACCCUCAAGUGCAGUAUAUACAGCGCGCCCAUUCGGCACCAUCCAAUCAAUCAACACAACAUGUCCAUCUACUCUCCUCAUAUCCAGUCAACUCGAAGGCAAGACUUCGGAAAUCAGUGGCCGCUACACCUACAGCUGCCUCGACGAUACAAACAUCCUCGACGAACCCAAUCUCAUGGCCUUUACAGCGUAUACACUUGAACAAUGCGUCGAUGCCUGUAGCCAAUACAGUGCUAUAAGCUACAGAAAUGAAACGUGCAAGGCGGUUGUGAUCAGUUCGCAGUUUCGCGAAAAGUACGAAACAGGAUAUGGGGCGAAUUGCUGGUUGAAGGGUUCGGCGGACAAUGGUAGUACGGGGAAAUCGGGAUACACGGCGGCAGUCUUACGUGAGGGGUGA
Bipolaris victoriae FI3 is the source of this 954-nucleotide messenger RNA. RefSeq lists its product as hypothetical. The transcript is spliced from 2 exons. The coding region runs from base 1 to 954 and encodes 317 amino acids. NCBI's taxonomy places the organism in Eukaryota, Fungi, Ascomycota, Dothideomycetes, Pleosporales, Pleosporaceae. The record is from RefSeq and is a predicted model, not a curated record.